UAAUACAAAGCAACGUUUAUGACAUCGAGUGUGAUCGAGACAAUAUGACGUCAAAUAAGAAAGUUGAAAAAAAUAGUUGAACGAGUUUUUUUUAUGUAACUGUUUUUUGUUGUUAGAGAACUUAUCAGAAUGACUUCCGUAGAAGACAGCAAAUAUGGCAAAGCUUUAGUCGCUACAUCACACAUAAAAGCCGGUGAAGAGAUUUUAACAUUGAAUGGGGAAAUAGUGACAGAGCCAUCGGUAUACUCGGUACAAAUAAGCGAGAAUGAGCACGUCAAUACCGAUGGAAACCUACGUUUUGCAAAUCACAAAUGCAGAUCAGCAAAUGCCGCCUUUGACUUUACUACUGUCCCUUGGGUAUUAAAAGCUGUUCGAAACAUUGAGCCUAAUGAAUUUAUUUCUUUUGAUUACAACACAACCGAAUAUAAAAUAUCAAGCACGUUUGAUUGUAUAUGCGAUAGCAAUGAAUGUCGUGGCAAAGCGUUAGGUUUUCAUUAUUUGAGUGAUGAUGAAAAGGCAGAUAUGGUUGCAAAAGGAUUGUGUUCACCAGCCCUUCAGAAACUUUUUCUAAACGAAAAAUAAUGUGACAAAUAGACAAUUAUGUUUGUUUGAAUAAAUAUUAUAGUAAUCUCAA
Hydra vulgaris (swiftwater hydra) is the source of this 634-nucleotide messenger RNA. Lineage: Eukaryota; Metazoa; Cnidaria; Hydrozoa; Anthoathecata; Hydridae. The record is from RefSeq and is a predicted model, not a curated record.